Molecule: messenger RNA, 1023 nt
Organism: Olea europaea var. sylvestris
Lineage: Eukaryota; Viridiplantae; Streptophyta; Magnoliopsida; Lamiales; Oleaceae
Exons: 1
Coding region: 1-1023 (340 amino acids)
Source: RefSeq, a predicted model, not a curated record
AUGUCUAGGUAUAGGCCAAUAGCGCCGAAGCCUGAGGCUGGAAAAGAAAAUUCAGGAGGGAGUGAAAGUCCCGGCGUGCCUCGGAGUAUGAGAAGGACUCCUUAUCUGAGGAAUGUUUGGAAUCACUUGCAGGCGAGGCCCACGAGGACAAGGAAGAGAGGGAGGAGUUCUUUUGCACGACCAGAACAGUCGAUGAAAAGGGCCAGGACUUGUCUUAAUGCACUGUCGACACCGUAUCAGGUAACGAGUUCGCCGGCCAAGAAUUUAGCCAUUCUUGGAUUUGCUCAUAAUCCAAAUGGUAUGGCUCAAAUUCCUCUUGUACCAAAUCUUGUUCCGCUUAAAUGUGGACUGGAUUCAAUUGUGACCACCCCCGCUGAGUCCGUCGCUCUUCCUGUCCUCCGGUGCACCACCGCCCAAAAUCCCCAAGGGAAGAAACCCGAAAUAGAUUUGAACCUGGCUGUGGAAGAGUCUGAGGAGUUGGAUUUCAUGCCACAAUUGAAAGAACCCGUCAAUCCUGUCGUUAUAACACCACGAGUGGUUCGCCCCAUCGGCUCCAUCAUAAGUGUCAAAAGCAUCAGGGAGAAUUCAGGGCAACGAGCCACCGAUACAGGCAAGCAAGUGUUGAAGAAUCCAGUGGAGGUGGAGGAGGAGAUGGAGGCCGAGAAGAUGCCGGCCGUAGUAUCUGAUUCGAACAACAAAGUCAGGCUAACAAAUUCUGCUUACAAAGAAAUGGUGGGUCAGCCCGAAUGCUGCUGGCUCGAUUUCGUGCCUUCCCGGAACGGCGGUGGUGGUGCAUGCAAGAGAAUCGGUGGAGAGGUUGCGCUAAGACUCGAGGAUUCGAGUUUGUCUCUGUCGUUGAAUGGUUUCAAUUGCUGGGUGAAAAUUGAGUGGGCAAGCAAUGGAAAGAGGAGUUGUGUGCAUGCUUUUUGUGAAGCUAUGAAAUUGGGAUGUGAAGCAAAGGAUUACCAGUUCUUAUGGAGGUUCCAUAAGAGUGAAGCCUCAAAAUCUGGCUCCAAUAUUUGA